This is a messenger RNA of Dichomitus squalens LYAD-421 SS1, 1813 nucleotides long. RefSeq lists its product as uncharacterized. The coding region runs from base 1 to 1665 and encodes 554 amino acids. NCBI's taxonomy places the organism in Eukaryota, Fungi, Basidiomycota, Agaricomycetes, Polyporales, Polyporaceae. The transcript has 5 exons. The record is from RefSeq and is a predicted model, not a curated record.
AUGUCGAGUUACCCUUAUGACCCCGUCCUCGCACACCGACCGAACUUCGCGCGUUCAUUGCCUAUUCAAAUUCUCCUCCUCGGGAUUACCCUCACCCUUACCGCCGUCCUCAUCAUUCACCUCAUUUUCACCGCGCAAUAUCAUUGGCCGCUCGCCCCUGUCAACUGUAUCCUCCAGAUGUCAGCCGUCACCACUUUACUGAUUUCUUGUAUUGCGACUUUGCAUGUCGUACUCUCAAGCACCGUCAGCCAGAGUAUGACAUGGCCAUAUAUGCUCGACUAUAUCGCGGUCGAGUUACCUCCCUUGACAGAGGAGAAUUCAGAUUGGGUCAUGGGUGAACUCGUUGCGUGGCUCUUGAUGAACGCAACGGUGUCCGGCUUGAUUCAGAUCACACACAUACAGUUUCUGACACUUCUCUUCCCAUCUGGUCUCGAACGACGCCUCAUAUACUGCCUCCUCGGUCCCCUCGCCAUCGUCUCCUCGAUCAUGCACGUCCUCCGGAUCUCCAACGACGCACAGCUCGUCAAAGGCGCCUCCGCCGUGCAAAACAUCUGCAAUGCGACCCUCACCCUCCUCUUCACCUCCGCGCUCGUUCUCUGGGGCUGCGUCAUCAACCGCCGCGAUGCAUGGCGCACGGAUGGAGGCACAGCGGCGUUUGGGGCCGGGGCGAUCACUCUCGCCCUCAUCUCGACCGCGCUCACAUUUUUCUACAUCCCGAGCCGCGAUCAGUACGCUUGGAUGCCGGGUCUCAUGUGGGCCGUCUUCCUCUGGCAAAGCUUCCUCGGGUGGUGGUGGUGGGUCGGGGCGGGGAUGGGCGUGGGUGCGAUUGAGGAGCUGCUUAGGCGCGAGGAAAAGCGCAGGGAAAAACGACGCGCGAAGAUGGCUAAGCGCAAGGUCCGGAAAGAGCGCGCGCAGACUCUUUGGAAGGGUGUCACGCAUGUCUUCUACACCGGACGCCAGGAGAGCCAGCAGCCGCAGCCGCAGUCCGAUGGCGGCAGUUCCUCCGACAGCACGUUCAGUUGUGAAGAAGGCGAUGGUCAAGGACGAAGACAGCGCACUUCUGGGGACGAGACGACGGUCGGGGGCGAUAGUGUCCGGCGGGUUACAUCGAGACAGACGGACGCGAGCUCACGCUCAGGGACGACGAGCAGCGGAUACGUCUCACGGUUCCUCAACCAACACCGCGCGGGUCGAUAUGUGUACGGGUGGUACCUCGGCCUCCGACACGCACACCUCGCUGCGGCGCGUGAGCAGGCGGUCGAGCGCGUAGAGCGGAUCAAUCAGGCGUAUGGCCCUGAUGCGCAGGAGGGCGGUCGUGCGGCGUUUGGGUGGGGGCUCGGGAGCUUCGGGAUUCGGAGACAUGAGCGGAGGCAGAACGAGCGCCCCAAUCCCCCGGGGGAAUACGAGAUGGACGAGUUCGAGUCGGACGAGGAUGAUCAGCGAAAACCGUGGCCUAGUGAAGCUACGCCGGCACCAUCGUCCGACAUGACACGAGGAGAGGGAGAGGGCGAGAUCCGCGCGAGGAGGUGGGUCGCGCGAACAGCGAUCUCGAACACGCGGACGGCGAUGACGCCCGACGAGGAUAGUCAUCGGCCGUCCUCGAUGUGGUGGUGGGGCCCGCUACAGCGAUGGAGGCUGCAGGAUGCGACAGAUUAUCGGUCGUAGAUUGCCUAUUGGACUUUUUUUUAUUCAUGUAUACUAGUUACCAUGUACUGUAUCAGAAGCUCUCGCUGUCCGGUCUUGUGACCUCAUUGAGUAGACAUGCAUGUCCGAAAGGAUCUUCCGUUUAUCUCACUCCUGUCGAACCGUGUCC